CUUUCAUUUAUUGUAACGACAAUUUAGAAAAUCGACUUGCGCUCACCUUCCAACUCGCCAUCCACCUAUUCUCAGCGAGUAAACGGUCUCUACAAGACUUUCUACACCAAUCUCGCUAUGUCUCAGCAACUCCCUUCCAUCACCUACCGCUGCUGCCAGCUAGCAAGUCGGACCCAAAAACGCAGUCUCUCAUCACAAUGUCUCCGACUUUCAUCAACGAGCUAUUCCGCCAGCACUCAACACCGGCAACAACAGAGGAAAGCUGAUGGUUUGAUGUCUUCGCGGAGAUGGCAGUCCACAGAUGCAGCAGCAGCAGCUCCUGCAAACCCCAAGAUUGCUGGAAUUGUCGAUCAAAUAUCGCAGUUGACGCUCUUGGAGACGGCUGAUUUGGUUGCUAGCUUGAAGUCCCGCCUCAACAUCCCUGAUAUGGCAUUUGCUGCACCGGCAGCAGCUCCUGGCGCUGGCGGCGCCGCAGCCGCCCCCGUCGAAGAGGAAGAAGCCGCACCUGCACCGGCCGAAAAGACCUUGUUCAACGUCAAGCUCGAGUCGUUCGAAGCUGGCGCCAAGCCAAAGAUUAUCAAGGAAGUCAAGUCCCUGCUCGGCUUGAGUUUGGUGGAUAGUAAGAAGUUCGUCGAGGCUGCUCCUAAAUUGUUGAAGGAAAGUGUGCCAAAGGAAGAUGCGGAGAAGAUGAUCAGUGCUUUCAAGGCUUUGGGAGCUGUUGUCAGCAUGGAUUAGAGGACUAGAGUCAGGACGAGGGUCAACAGGGAGGGAGCGAGCUACGGUGGAGGUGACGAAGAAAGAGAGAGAGAUUCGAGUCUUCCAAUCGACGACACGUGCCAUCGACCUGGUUAAGGAAGCUGAACAAGGCUGAAGCUUCAAGACCUCGGGCUAGAGGCACACUGCAGUGGUGUUUGGUUGCUCUAUCCAUGGGGCAAUUGAAACACACUUCCUAUCCAAAGAAGAGGCGGAAGAAGGGGUCGAUGGGAUUCAAUGGCUUGGUAAAGCCAGGUGUACUGAAUAGACCUCUGUUGCAAUGGUUUGGGAGAUGUUGUGUACAUUACAGAUCUGGAACAGACCCAAAAUAAGCGUUGUACAGUUCCAGGCCGCGGAACGAGUUUAAUCACUUGCCUGCCUGUCCCUUGUAAAGUCAACUCGUGGGCUGUGAGCUGUGGACUGAAGGGUGUGCUUCUUGUUUUUGUAAACGAUUCAAGGUCUGUCCAACUGGCGACGCCGAGCUCUACCUUUAUUGCCGUAUAUACAAAUCUAUAAUCGUAUCAUUGACGCCUAA
Messenger RNA from Exophiala mesophila, 1288 nucleotides. RefSeq names its product ribosomal protein L7/L12. The record is from RefSeq and is a predicted model, not a curated record. Bases 118 to 735 code for a protein of 205 amino acids. Gene Ontology annotation, cellular component: ribosome. Gene Ontology annotation, biological process: translation. The transcript has 2 exons. Gene Ontology annotation, molecular function: structural constituent of ribosome. NCBI's taxonomy places the organism in Eukaryota, Fungi, Ascomycota, Eurotiomycetes, Chaetothyriales, Herpotrichiellaceae.